This is a messenger RNA of Miscanthus lutarioriparius, 2997 nucleotides long. NCBI's taxonomy places the organism in Eukaryota, Viridiplantae, Streptophyta, Magnoliopsida, Poales, Poaceae. The record is from the annotation of a GenBank genome assembly.
AUGGCGGAAGCAGUAGCUGGCUUGCUCACGUCCGCUUUCGUCAAUAUCGCGAAAGAUAAGCUGGGCUCUGCCAUCGGCCGGGAGCAGGCUAAUUUGCUCUGGAACUUUGGUGGCGACUUGGAGGAGAAGAAGGAUGCCUUGGAGACCAUCUCAGCUGUGCUUGAGGAUGCUGAGAGGCGGUCAGGCAAGGAGAAACUGGUGCAGCUAUGUCUGAAGCAGCUCAAGGAUAUCGCCUUAGACAUCUCCGACGUGCUCGAAGAUUACCAAGACACGACUGACCAAGCAGCUGCAACGAUGCCAGGACUUCUCUCAUGUCUCCCGGUGGCAUACAAGAAGAUUGCCAUGGCCAAUAGGAUGAAGAGUCUAAGAGAAAAACUGACAAAAAUUAGAAAUGAAAUUGAUAACUUCAACUUUAUAAGGGGCAGUAGCACUACUAAAGAGCAGCCUUAUGAUGAACGUGAAACAACAUCAAAUUUGCCUGAGGAACCAUUGAUAAGAAGGGACGGAGAAAAGCAGGAAAUCAUAAAGCUGUUAUCUACAAAUACCAACAACAAUGAGAUAGUGAUUGUUCCUAUCUAUGGCCUUGGUGGGAUGGGUAAGAGUAAUUUGGCACAACUAGUUUACAAUGAUGAAAGUUUCAAGAAGUAUGAUCAUCGUAUAUGGGUUUAUGUGUCCCAAGAUUUCAAUUUGAACAAAAUAGGAAGCUCUAUAAUUUCUCAAUUACCAACAGAAGGAGGUCAGCAAAAUAUUGGAAUACAACAGGUGAUAAAACAAUGCCUUGAUAACCUACUCCAAGGCAAGGAGGUUUUGAUUGUUUUAAAUGACUUAUGGGAGGAAAAGGAGACCGAGUUGGCUAAACUGAGAAGGAUGCUUCAUGUCAAGGGCAGUAAGGUAGGUGUCAUAGUAACUACACGCAAGGAAGAGAUUGCAAGAAAAGUUUCAACCAGCGAACCAUACAAGCUACGACCUUUUGAAGAUGCUAUAUGUUGGGAAAUAAUUAAGAGAUCUAGUAGGUUUGAACUGAAAUCUAACAAAGAAAGAAUAGAGGAAAUAGGAUUGGAUAUUGCAAAGAAAUGUGGAGAUGAUCUAUCUGGAUGGACAAAAAUAAAUAGCAGUGAUAUCUGGAAUGGAUCUUCUGAAGAUAGUGACAUGCUUCCUUCCUUGAAAUUAAUUUAUGAAAGGAUGCCACCACAACUAAGGAUAUGCUUUUCCUUUUGUGCCAUAUUUCCCAAAGGCUACAAUAUUAUUGAGGAUGAUUUGGUUCAACAGUGGGUUGCUCUAGGUUUCAUCAAGCAAUCAGAGGGGAAAGAAUAUUUUAACAAACUUUUGGGAAUUUCCUUCCUUCAAGUUUCGAAGUUGCAGUCGACUUCUAAAGAGCAUGUGGUGCGAUACACCAUGCAUGAUCUGGUGCAUGACUUGGUGAGAUUGACGGUGGCUGACGAGUUAAUAGUUUUUGAUGUUGCACCAAGGAGAAAUACACGUGCCCACAAAUAUUGUCGCUAUUCAUUGCUCAGAAAAUAUGAUUGCAAAAUGAAGAUGGCAAAUAUGCCUUCAAAGAUGAGGGCACUUCGUUUCUCAUAUACUGGCAAGCUACUGGAUAUCCCGAGUGGUGCAUUUUCAUUUGCAAAGUGCUUGCGCACUUUGGAUUUCAGUGAAUGCUCUGGCAUAUUCUUGCCAGCAUCUAUUGGCCAACCGAAGCAACUGAGGUGUCUUAUCGCUCCAAGGGUGCAAAAUGAUAGUCUGCCAGAGUGUAUCACUGAGCUAUCUAAACUGCAGUACCUAAACAUAAAUGGAUCUUCUCAGAUUUCUUCACUGCCAGAAUCAAUUGGCAAGCUUGGACGUCUGAAACAUCUAUGUUUGUCUAGUUGUUCUGGUAUAACAAAACUGCCGGAAUCAUUUGGUGACUUAAAAUCUAUGGUGCAUCUUGACAUGUCAGGUUGUGAAGGGAUAAGAGAACUGCCAGACUCUAUUGGUAAUCUCAUGAAUUUGCAGCAUCUUGACUUAUCUAGAUGCUUCAGUGUAAAAGGGAUACCUGAACUGUUGUGUGGCCUCACACAACUCCAAUAUUUGAACUUAUCAUCUUGUGUAUGUCUUGAUCGGCUACCAGAAGGUAUUGGCGGUCUCAUGGAUUUACAGUAUUUAAACAUGUCAUCCUGUCGCCGAAUCAGACAACUGCCAGAAUCAGUGAUGAAGCUACAAAAUUUGUUGCAUCUAGAUCUGUCAUACUGCAGCAGCAUGCAACAACUGGGAGGUGUGCGUGGCCUCACCGCACUACAGCACCUGGACAUGUCACAGUCACGGGAAGUUGGUCUUGAAGAUUUGUCAGAUGUUUUGGCAAACCUCACCAAUCUCAAGCACUUGAGCUUAGUUAAUUUAAUCAUAAGCAACUCGGAGGGAAGUGGUAGUAAUGUCCUUGACUGGAUCGGUGGCCUUACAAAUCUGGAGCACCUGAAUCUAUCUUAUAAUUUUGGUUUAGCUUGUUUACCGGAAAGUAUUGGUAACCUCAAAAGAUUGCAUACACUGGAUCUUACGAGUUGUUCCAAGCUUGAGUCCCUACCAGAGAGUAUAGGCGCUCUUGGGCUCAAGUCUUUAGUGCUGGACCGGUGCUCAUAUUAUCUGAUAAAUCAGGCCAGUUCUCUGGUGCACUUUUCACAAACAUUGCCUGACUUCACAGUUCGUGCGGAUGAUGUGAACGGUUGCAGCAAUCUUCAUAUGCUCGAAGGAAUCAAUGUCAGUGAGUUAAGAAUACGUCAUCUCGGAAAUGUAAGGUCUCUAGAAGAAGCAAGUAAAGUCAAGUUGUUGGACCUAGAAGAAGCAAGUAAAGUCAAGUUGUUGGACAAACAUAAUCUCUUGGAGUUAACGUUGUCCUGGACUGUGUCUGGGUUGUCUGGGUUAUUGUUUCGACCACGUCUGGAGGACAAGGAUUUGUUGGGACAGCUACUGCCACCAAGAGGACUUAAGCACAUGUGUCUCGAAGGUUACAGCAGUACAAUGUAA